AGCGCGGCUUCCGGCGUCGCUGGUGGAGGUGGGUGCAGAAGGAGCGGGCCCUCGCCGCUCGUUCUCGCUCCCUCUUUCUCUCUCUCUCUCUCUUUCCCUCUCGGGCAACAUGGCGGGCGUGGAAGAGGCAUCGUCUUUCGGGGGCCACCUGAAUGGCGACCUGGAUCCAGACGACAGGGAAGAGGGAACCUCCAGCACGGCCGAGGAAGCCGCCAAGAAGAAAAGACGGAAGAAGAAGAAGGGCAAAGGGGCUGUGUCAGCAGGGCAACAAGAACCUGAUAAAGAAUCUGGAACCUCAGUGGACGAAGUAGCAAAACAGUUGGAGAGACAAGCACUGGAGGAGAAAGAGAGAGAUGAUGACGAUGAAGAUGGAGAUGGUGACGGCGAUGGUGCAGCUGGGAAGAAGAAGAAAAAGAAGAAGAAGAAGAGAGGACCAAGAGUUCAAACAGACCCUCCCUCAGUUCCAAUAUGUGACCUGUAUCCUAAUGGUGUAUUUCCCAAAGGACAAGAGUGUGAAUACCCACCCACCCAAGAUGGGCGGACAGCUGCUUGGAGAAUCACAAGUGAAGAGAAAAAGGCGCUAGACCAGGCUAGUGAGGAGAUUUGGAACGACUUCCGAGAAGCUGCCGAAGCACACCGGCAAGUUAGGAAAUACGUCAUGAGCUGGAUCAAGCCUGGGAUGACAAUGAUAGAAAUAUGUGAGAAGUUGGAAGACUGUUCCCGAAAGCUCAUAAAGGAGAAUGGGCUAAAUGCAGGCCUGGCCUUUCCCACUGGGUGUUCUCUCAACAACUGUGCUGCACAUUACACUCCCAAUGCUGGUGACACCACAGUCUUACAGUACGACGACAUCUGUAAGAUCGACUUUGGAACGCAUAUAAGUGGUAGAAUAAUUGAUUGUGCUUUUACUGUUACUUUUAAUCCCAAAUAUGACAUAUUAUUAAAAGCUGUAAAAGAUGCCACCAAUACUGGAAUAAAGUGUGCUGGGAUUGAUGUUCGUCUCUGUGAUGUCGGUGAGGCCAUUCAAGAAGUUAUGGAGUCCUAUGAAGUAGAAAUAGAUGGGAAGACCUAUCAAGUGAAACCCAUACGUAACUUAAAUGGACAUUCAAUUGGGCCAUAUAGAAUUCAUGCUGGAAAAACAGUGCCCAUUGUGAAAGGAGGGGAAGCUACGAGAAUGGAGGAAGGAGAGGUGUAUGCCAUUGAGACCUUUGGUAGCACAGGGAAGGGCGUGGUUCAUGACGAUAUGGAAUGUUCACACUACAUGAAAAAUUUUGAUGUGGGACACGUGCCAAUAAGGCUUCCAAGAACAAAACACUUGUUGAAUGUCAUCAACGAAAACUUUGGUACCCUUGCCUUCUGCCGAAGGUGGCUGGAUCGCUUGGGAGAAAGUAAAUACUUAAUGGCUCUGAAGAACCUGUGUGACUUGGGCAUUGUAGAUCCAUAUCCACCACUCUGUGACAUUAAAGGAUCAUACACAGCACAGUUUGAACAUACCAUACUGCUGCGCCCAACCUGUAAAGAAGUUGUCAGCAGAGGAGAUGACUAUUAAAACUUAGUCCAAAGCCAACUCAACGUCUUUAUUUUCUAAGCUUUGUUGGAACACAUUAUACCACAAGUAAUUUGCAACAUGUUGUCUGUUUUAACAGUGGACCUGUGUAAUGCUGUUAUCCAUGUUUAAAGGAGUUUGAUCAAAGCCAAACUGUCUACAUGUAAUUAACCAAGGAAAAGGCUUUCAAGACUUUACUGUUAACUGUUUCUCCCGUCUAGGAAAUGCUGUACUGCUCACUAGUUAGGAAUUACUUACACGUUUUGUUUUGAAGACCUAAGAGAUGCUUUUUGGAUAUUUAUAUUGCCAUAUUCUUACUUGGAUGCUUUGAAUGACUACAUACAUCCAGUUCUGCACCUAUGCCCUCUGGUAUUGCUUUUUAACCUUCCUGGAAUCCAUUUUCUAAAAAAUAAAGACAUUUUCAGAUCUGAGAGCCACA
Molecule: messenger RNA, 1982 nt
Organism: Rattus rattus (black rat)
Lineage: Eukaryota; Metazoa; Chordata; Mammalia; Rodentia; Muridae
Gene: Metap2
Product: methionyl aminopeptidase 2
Exons: 11
Coding region: 110-1546 (478 amino acids)
Biological process (GO): proteolysis
Molecular function (GO): metalloaminopeptidase activity
Source: RefSeq, a predicted model, not a curated record